ACAGCCACCUCCUACUCUUAAAAACACUUCCAACUGCCUCCCAGCACACAACCAAGGGAGAAAACUAUUCUGUCAAGAGACGGUGCCAAAAGGCAAAAACAAAGGAACUGAUGGCAAAGAAGGUAGCUGUGAUCGGAGCUGGGGUCAGUGGCCUGAUUUCUCUGAAGUGCUGUGUGGAUGAGGGACUUGAGCCCACUUGCUUUGAGAGAACUGAAGAUAUUGGAGGAGUGUGGAGGUUCAAAGAGAAGGUGGAAGAUGGCCGAGCAAGCAUCUAUCAAUCUGUCAUUACCAACACCAGCAAAGAAAUGUCCUGUUUCAGUGACUUUCCAAUGCCUGAAGAUUUUCCAAACUUCCUGCAUAAUUCUAAACUUCUGGAAUAUUUCAGGAUUUUUGCCAAAAAAUUUGAUCUGUUAAAAUAUAUUCAGUUCCAGACAACUGUCCUUAGUGUGAGAAAAUGUCCAGAUUUCUCAUCCUCUGGCCAAUGGAAGGUUGUUACUCAGAGCAACGGCAAGGAGCAGAGUGCUGUCUUUGAUGCAGUUAUGGUUUGCAGUGGCCACCACUUUCUACCUCAUAUCCCACUGAAGUCAUUUCCAGGUAUUGAGAGGUUCAAAGGCCAAUAUUUCCAUAGCCGCCAAUACAAGCAUCCAGAUGGAUUUGAGGGAAAACGCAUCCUGGUGAUUGGAAUGGGAAACUCAGGCUCCGAUAUUGCUGUUGAGCUGAGUAAGAAUGCUGCUCAGGAGAACAGCAUGGCGGAAACCUCGCCCGUGAUUGAAUUACCUCCACCUGGUCCCGCCCUUUACACGUGGAGAUUAUUACAAUUCAAGGUUUUUAUCAGCACCAGGCAUGGCACCUGGGUCGUGAGUCGUGUCUCUGAAGAUGGUUAUCCUUGGGACUCGGUGUUCCACACCCGGUUUCGUUCUAUGCUCCGCAAUGUACUGCCACGAACAGUUGUAAAAUGGAUGAUAGAACAACAGAUGAAUCGGUGGUUCAACCAUGAAAAUUAUGGCCUUGAGCCUCAAAACAAAUACAUUAUGAAGGAACCUGUACUAAAUGAUGAUGUCCCAAGUCGUCUACUCUGUGGAGCCAUUAAGGUGAAAUCUACAGUGAAAGAGCUCACAGAAACUUCUGCCAUUUUUGAGGAUGGAACAGUGGAGGAGAACAUUGAUGUCAUCAUUUUUGCAACAGGAUAUAGUUUCUCUUUUCCCUUCCUUGAAGAUUCACUUGUUAAAGUAGAGAAUAAUAUGGUCUCACUGUAUAAGUACAUAUUCCCCGCUCACCUGGAGAAGUCAACCUUCGCAUGCAUUGGUCUCAUCCAGCCCCUAGGUUCCAUUUUCCCAACUGCUGAACUUCAAGCUCGUUGGGUGACAAGAGUUUUCAAAGGCUUGUGUAGCCUGCCCUCAGAGAGAACUAUGAUGAUGGACAUUAUCAAAAGGAAUGAAAAAAGAAUUGACCUGUUUGGAGAAAGCCAGAGCCAGACGUUGCAGACCAAUUAUGUUGACUACUUGGAUGAGCUCGCCUUAGAGAUAGGUGCGAAGCCAGAUUUCUGCUCUCUCUUGUUCAAAGAUCCUAAACUGGCUGUGAGACUGUAUUUCGGACCCUGCAACUCCUAUCAGUAUCGCCUGGCUGGGCCUGGGCAAUGGGAAGGAGCCAGGAGUGCCAUCUUCACCCAGAAACAAAGGAUACUGAAGCCACUAAAGACUCGGGUCCUGAAGGAUUCAUCUAAUUUCCCAGUUUCCUUUCUGUUGAAAAUCCUGGGCCUUCUUGCUGUUGUUGUGGCCUUUUUCUGCCAACUUCAGUGGUCCUAGUGAGCAUAACACUUUGGGCUUUAUUAUCUUGUCAGUCACUACCUCCUAAAGAAAAAAAACACUGGAAGAAAAAAUAUUAAAUUCAUGUUCUAAUAAUAUAUUUUAGAGUUAGUAGUACAGGAGUUAGUAGUACAGGAGGGGGAAAUUGUAGAGAAUUAGCAGAAUUGGGUCUAUGUACAAAACCAAAUUGUGUCACGCAAUUUUGCCAUUCCACGCUUCCCUCAGUUCACGAAAGUUACCAAAAAGUAAAAUAAAAUAAGACUAGCUCAGGUAAAUAGUGCUGCCAGCCCUGAUACACGGGAGUUGUAUGGAAAAAUAGUAGAAUUACACAGCAUGAAAAGCAGCCCAUGGUUUAAAUUAUUAGACAAUUUAAAUUGUGGGUAAAUAUUUAAAACUCCCGAACAAUGUUUUUGAUGGUCUUCUAUCCACCCUACUUGGUAACAAAGUUCUCAGAUGUUAGGUCAUGUUUCAUCUGCUCAGUCGGGGAUCACUCAAACUACUAGAGAAAAAAGUGAGAGGAUAGAUUUAGAAAACAUCAGUAAUUGCUCAGAUGAACUUUUAGGACCUCAUAUUUAGAGCUAAGCAAAUAGCCACAUUUCCUAUAUUUUGACAGAAAUUCUGCUGGAAAAAUUAAAAUUAAAAUGUCAUGAUAGCUACCUAACAAAUAUAAAUGUUUAAUGCUUAUCAUAGGCCAGACAUUAUGCUAUGUGCGCAUCAUAUGUAUUAUUUCAUUUAAUUCUCACAACAAUUCUGUGAGAUGGUUACAGCUAUUAUAGUCAUUUCACAGAUGAUGAAACUAAGAUUCAGAGCAGCUGAUAUUGUGAGGCAGCUGGAAUUGGAACCCAGGUUUGUUGAACUCUAGAACUAAAGAUCAUAAUGUUGUCUUAUAAUAUAUUUAUUUACAAAACACUUCAUUAUUUAUAAAGAAUUUAUUAACAGUUUAUCUUAUUUAUACUCAUAUAUCUGUUACUUUGGGAGGCCCCUUACAUAGAAAACAGCAUUCUUUUUGCCAAAUAUGACCAAAUUACUUUUAUUUAUAAUUUUUGAUUUAUAUUUCAGCUAGAUCUAAAAAGCAUCUGAAGGAAUUUACAAUGAAAGAUACCUAUGCAAUAACAUUUAGGAUAACCUUUGACAUUUUGGAAAAAUAAGAAUUGAGGGAAAAAAAGUGUAUCUCCCAAGUAGAUGCAAAGCAUUAUAUUGAUUGACACUUGUAUCUAACUCCAGUCUUACAGAUAACCAAGGCAAAAAGCUAAAUAAACAAUAUGUAACCUCUAACAUUUGGUAAAAGGAAGUAUACUGGUCUGUUAGGAGAGACAAACAUUUUUUUUAGAAUUGAAGUCUAAACAAACAAAAGCAAUUCAAUGUCAAUAGACAUUGAGCAACGUAAUAGACGUAAUAGACGAACAUCUCCUAAUGGAACAUUUGUUACAGCUGCUCCUUCCAUGAACUGUGCUUUGUAAACUGAGCUCUGUCGUGAGUCCAAACCAAACCCUUCCAAGAGAGAACAAAGGUCAGAGAUGUUGAAGAUUUCAACAAAUUUCUCCUCUUAUUUCUACCAAGCCUUUGUGAACAUUGUUCUUCAUUUUGGCCUGGAUUUCUCCCUCAGGGACCUAGAACAAUGGAAUGUCAGUCUCUGUAGUUAAAACUUUUUCUUUAAAAUUCAAUUAAGUUAUACCAGGAUUUACAAGCAAGAUUUUUUUUCUUCACUGCUCCCAUAAGCAAAUUUGUUUUAAAAUAAUUGUAAAUUAGGUAUAUACUUAGUUCUUGGUUAAAAAAUAUAUUGCUUUGUUAAGUAUUAAAGAUUUUUUGUAAGCCAUUGUAUUAAUAAUACUAAUAAAAUUUAUCAAGCCUUUAUAGCAAGGGUCAGUGAAUUACUGCUGCCUGUGGGCCAAAUCUAGCUCACUAUCUGUUUUUGUAAAUAAAUUUUUAUAAUAGUA
Molecule: messenger RNA, 3742 nt
Organism: Rhinopithecus roxellana (golden snub-nosed monkey)
Lineage: Eukaryota; Metazoa; Chordata; Mammalia; Primates; Cercopithecidae
Gene: FMO2
Product: flavin containing dimethylaniline monoxygenase 2
Exons: 10
Coding region: 111-1805 (564 amino acids)
Molecular function (GO): NADP binding; flavin adenine dinucleotide binding; N,N-dimethylaniline monooxygenase activity
Source: RefSeq, a predicted model, not a curated record